AUGGCGGGUGAUAACACGCUGCCCAUGCUGAAUCAGCUCCUGCAAACGCUGAUCCUACAGGACACCGCACAGCGCCUGAACGCAAUAUUCAGCUGCUUCUGGGCACAACUCAGAGACCGCAUGAGAGCAGCACAAAUCACUCAGGGACCUGCACGGACGGCAGGUAAGAGGCAACUGGCAGCGGGGACAGGGAAGUAUACCCUUGGGCAAAGCGACAUGCGACCCACACACCCCCAAGCCACAGAGCCCACCGGGGCUGGAGGCCAAAAGGGCGAAGACCCGGAUGCAUCGCCCACCGCUGCUGCAGCCUUCAACACCACACCAGCCAAUGCUCACUGUUUCGCAAAAGAGACGGCGUCGGCUAAUAGAGACUCUCUACACAAAGCCUCCAGACAGGUCAGCGCCAGGCCCAUCACGCCUCAGCUUAAGCCUGUUAAACUGUGUGACCAGGACUGA
Molecule: messenger RNA, 456 nt
Organism: Pelobates cultripes (western spadefoot toad)
Lineage: Eukaryota; Metazoa; Chordata; Amphibia; Anura; Pelobatidae
Source: the annotation of a GenBank genome assembly